UCCGACACUCCUACCACACUGCAACUAACUCGGGCCAAGGAUGCUAGCGUGCAUAGUGGUGUGCUCUGUACAAAGGUCGGGUUUCCUGGUCUCACAUGUCUAAGAGCAUAAUUUCUCGUAUAAAACCUCUGUGCAACCGGAAACCCAAACGCAGUUCACCAUCGAACCUCCAAGUCACACCCAGUGAAAGAAAGGUCGCCUAUGAGGUUUGCAACAUCCUAAGAACUCAAAGUCACUGGGAACGGAAUGUUGAGGUCCUCCUUUCGGAAGCCCAAGCGGUUCCAUCUGAAAUAGCCCACCUUGUGUUCGACAAAAUUCGCGAUGCGCAAUUGGGUUUGAAGUUCUUUGAUUGGAUCUCUAGGAGACCCUAUGGCUGUCCCCUUGAUGGGUUCGCGUACUCGUCUCUCUUGAAGCUACUUGCGAAGUUCAGACUUUUCCAGGAAAUUGAAGCUCUGCUGCGUGAGUGUACAAAAUGCGAGGAGACGUUGCCUACGAGAGAGGCAUUUGAUGAAUUAAUCCAAGCUUAUUCAAUUUCAGGGGUGGUUGAGAAAGCUUUUGAACUCCACUCAUUCGUUUUGAAAACCUUCAAUUUGCUACCUCACGUAGUCACUUGUAAUCAUUUGCUUCAUGGUCUUGUUAGUAACGGACGGGUUGAAGCUGCUAUGGUGGUAUACAAUGAGAUGGUAAAGAGGGACGCUGGAAUUGAAAAUAGAUGUUUGGAUAAUUAUAGCACUUGUAUAAUUGUGAAUGGAUUGUGUAAAGACGGUAAGGUUGAUGAAGGCCGGAAGCUUAUCAGUGACAGGUGGGGAGAGGGGUGUGUGCCAAAUAUUGUGUUUUACAAUGUACUUAUUGAUGGGUAUUGCAAAAGGGGUGAUAUGAAAAGCGCUUAUAAUAUUUUCCAAAAAUUGAACUCCAUGGGUUUUUUGCCAACAGUAGAGACUUAUGGAGCUCUGAUUAAUGGAUUCAGCAACAAUGGAAGUUUUGAGGUAGUUGACGAGCUUAUGAGGGAUAUGGCGGCUAGGGGACUCUCAGCCAACACCCAAGUAUAUAACAUCAUUAUAGAUGCUAAAUAUCGGCAUGGUGGUGACCUGAAACCACUUGAUGCCAUUAGAAAAAUGAUUGAAGAGGGAUGUGAUCCUGAUCUGGUGACAUAUAAUACUUUGAUCUCUGGUUCAUGCAAAGCUGGGGAAAUUGAGGAGGCUGAAGAACUUCUAGAGAAUGCAAGAAAUAGGGGAUUGGUGCCUAACAAACGUACGUAUACUCCUUUGAUCCAUCUGUAUUGUACACAGGGAGAUAUUGACAGGGCUUCAUGUCUUCUUGUUAAGAUGACUGAGAAUGGUGAUCCACCUGAUCUGCCAACAUAUGGAGCUCUAAUCCAUGGUUUUGUACGCUCUGGGCAUGUUGACGUCGCCUUAACUAUUCGUGACAGGAUGACCGAGAAGGGAUUGUUACCUGAUUCAUGUAUGUAUAAUGUCUUGAUGAAUGGGCUUUUCAAAAAAGGGAAGCUUUCUGAAGCCAAACAGCUUUUUUCUGAGAUGCUUUCUCACAGUAUCGUACCUGACAUGUAUAUUUAUGCCACUCUAGUGGAUGGGAUCAUAAGAAUUGGAGAGAUAAAUGAAGCAAAGAAGCUCUUUCAGCACACAAUUGAAAAUGGUGUGGAUCUUGGUGUUGUGGGGCAUAAUGCAAUGAUCAAGGGGUACUGUAAGUUUGGGAUGAUGAGUGAGGCGGUGUCAUCUAUGAACAGGAUGAAAAAGUUGAAGAUUUUUCCUGACGGGUAUACUUAUUCCACUAUGAUAGAUGGAUUUGUAAAGAAACAAAACAUGGCUGGUGCAUUGACAAUAUUCUGUGAAAUGGUGAAACAGAAGUGUUUAGCAAGCGUGGUUGCUUAUACCUCUCUCAUUAAUGGAUAUUGCCAAAUUGGCAGUUCUCAAAGAGCACUAUAUUUUUUCCAUUAUAUGCAGUCAAAUGGUUUAGUUCCUAACGUUGUUACCUAUACUACAUUGAUAGGGGGAUUUUGUAAGGAAGGACAACUUGCAAAAGCUGCAGUUUUUUUUGAACAGAUGCUUAUUUCCAAGUGCUGCCCAAAUAAUUAUACCUUUAAUUAUCUGGUGAAUGGAUUUUCAAAUAGUGCACAUUCUGUAGUUCUGAAGGAAGGAAAUAAUCAUAAAAGAUGCAAGACAUCCAUAUUCUUGGAUGCUUUUCGAAGGAUGAUUUCAGAUGGAUGGCUUCCAAAUAUUGCUGCAUAUAACUCAAUUAUUGUUUGCCUGAGUUUAAACGGGAUGUUAAAAACUGCAUUGGAGCUGCAGAAUAAUAUGGCCAGUAAGGGCUUGUGUGUUGAUUCUGUUUCCUUUGCAGCAUUGUUGCAUGGGAUUUGCUUGGAUGGAAAAUCAAAGGAAUGGAAGAAGAUUGUUUCCUGCAACUUUAAGGAAUCUGAGCUCUGUACUGCUCUUAUUUACUCCAAAAUAUUUGAUCAGUACCAUGCUCGUUGCCUGAACUUUGAGGCUUCAGAAAUUUUGCACAACAUGGUCAGUGAUUGUAAGUCACAUAAUCUUCACAUGGAUAACAUUGAAGUGUCAGCAAAAAGUUGAUGGUUUCACUUUAAUUUACGGGUUGAAUGUGUAAAAACCAAGGUUAGAGACACCACCAGACCUAUAUGACAAGGCAAUUGCAUGUGCUUUGUUGGACCUUUUCUUUCGAAGAGCUGAAGCACUAAGAGCUGAUAAAAGUGCACGUUGUUAUGUUUGCUCACAACCAGGCAACCAGCCACAAUUUCUUAGGAAUCAGCCUAAAGUCCUGUUAUUAAAUUGCGGCUCUGCAAGACUUUUGCUAUCUCCUUUUCAAGUGCUUAUCUCCACUUCAAACACAGAAGAAUAUGGAGAUCCUGAAUCCCAACAGUAUGAAUAAAAAGGCUCCUCAGACCUACCCUAUCUCCAGAUCAGAAGGGUUUUCUCUAAACUUUGUAAUUGAAGAAAACAGCAAAAAUUAUGGCAUGCUGCUUCAGUUUAAUUGUGGCUGGUUGCUUCAGACCCCACUCCAGCUCAUUCUUUGUGAAGCUGGUUUCACAGCAAUAUGGAAGACCUAAUCUAAGUGCUUGAAAUGCCCUAUGGUAUCAUCAUAUUAGGAGGAACUGAGGUGGGAGCCUUUGUGGCACUUGGGUAAUGAUGAUGAUGAUGAUGAUGAUGAAAAAAGGCAGUGCUUGUCUUUGACAUAGCAGGUAACAUCUAUAAAUGACAGCUGGCUCAGUUGUGCUUAUGUCUCUAGGAAAACUACCUAAAAAUGCUGUCAAAAUGACGAAGAACAGUCCUUACUCCACAGGGCAAGAUGCUGUUAUGGAGAAAAAGAGAUCAUUCUGUUAUGAGCUUUGACAAACAAAUGGUUUGAGUUCAAGACUAUUAUCAAGUGAGUCAUUGUUUAAGGAAAGGAUGGUACGGUACGAUCUCCCACACAUGAAAUUGAAAACAAAACAUGGAUGGUGGAAAAUUAGAGGCCGCCAUUGAAGGGGGAGAAUGGUUUUUUCACUCGAGAUUUUGGUGCAUCUCAGCCGUUGAUCACUGAUUAUGUGUGUAGACGUUGAGCAGUGGUUGGCUGUUGCCGAAGCUCUUUCAAUGGUUCGUUUUACUUUAUAUGGAGAUUUUGGAGAUUUGGGAUGUAAAUGGAACUCUUUUAGUCGCUGAAAAUUUACUGUACUUUUGCCGAAGCUCUAUAUCAAUGAGUUCAUUUGGGUAUCCUCAUUUAAGAACACUAUUCAGGUUAGUUCAAACUGUACUGUUGAUUUGGACAUUAUGUUUGGUUUAGUUGCAGAAUGAUAAGAAAACAGUCCUCUUCAGUUCUGACUAAUUUUUAAAGAGUCCUAAGAAUACUUGUGCUUCUUGAUUGAAACUAUGGAUUUUCUGUCCAGUGAUAAAGCCUUUCACUUAUGAAAAGUUCUUAAUUUUUUCACUUACGUUUCUAAAUCUACUUCAUCCAUUCAUUUCUGCUAGGACAAAAUAUUAAAUAACUGCAUUAAAAACGACUGCUAUGUCAUAUCUUAGGUCUCUGUGUAUUCUUAUGACAAUUCUCACUUAUUAACUUUUAUGAAAAUUCUCACAUAAAGUUUGUUAAUACUUAAUGCGAAGUAUAUAAUCUUUUAUGUUAAUUUGAAAAUAAUUUUUGUAGUCCCUCUUCCUAUGCUUCGUGGUUUGAUCCAGCUAACUGAUUUUGAUUUUUACAUUGCAUCUUUUGCUAUUACACACUGAAAGACUCGGUUUUCUAUAUCACUAACAUAGAACAACACAUAUGUCACCUUUGCUCUUUGUCUACUAACAAUUUCUUCCACCAUAAAUCUAUCACUAGUAAUCUCCGUCUCUUAACAUUCCAAUCUAAAAUUAGUAUUUUUUUUUAAAUUAUCCAUACUUAUAAGCAUACCCCCUUAACUUUGCACCUUUAUAAUUUUCUUUCUCUAAUCCUUUAUUAAUACCCAAAACGUAGAAAACAGGUAAUCUUUCUUUUAACACACACUACAUUUGUGUGUACUUAAUAAGCUAAAAAAUCUUUAGGCGGAAAACUUCCACAUUUGGUAACAUUUUUCAUAAACUAUAUGAAGUUGAGGAUAUUAUAACUAAUUUGGAGGAUGUUGUUUACAAAACUCUUUCUUAGGAUGACCACAACUCACUUAAAAAGGCCCAGGCUUUUUAUAUUCUUUAUAAUUCUUACCUUGAGGCUCACUACAAAGAAAAGGCUAGAAAAUUACCAUAUGACUGUGUUUAAACUGCCAAAUCACGCCACUAAUAUGAUUGAGAGAAGCUGCUCCCAUUUUUUAUGGGACAGAACCCCUGAGAACAAGAAAUUGAUUUGGACAGCUUGGGAUAAGUUUUGUUACCCUAUUCAGCAAAAUGGCCUUCGUUUCAGAAAACUCACUUUCCUAUCGAUAUAUUUAAUUUCAAUUCUAAUCAAAUGUUACUACAUCUUGCCCGUUUAUGAAUCUAACGAUGGUUGUCAAUGGCGCGCAAUGGCGCUUGCACGCAAACGGCCUUUGCGCCAUAAAAUGGGCCAUGGCGCUGGGUAUACACAUGGCGUUGCCAUUGUGUCGCCAUCGCCAUGGCGAUGCGUAUGCUAUUUUAAAAGAUCAGCGGACAUUUGGUCUGGGAUUUUGGGGCUGUUUGGCCUGCUGAACGUUAACUUGAUAAAACUCUAAAUAAAACUUGAUAUUUUAGCCCAUUAUGAACACACAAAGCCAAUUAUUAACAACCCUAACAAAAGUAAAUAAGCACACAAAGCCUGCGGACAGUAGAAGUUAAAGCUGCCAGUCUGCGACAAACAUAUGAGCGCCAAAAGACACAACCAAACACAACCUGCCAGGCUGCGACAAGCAAAUGGGAACUCAUUGACUUCUUCCAAAAAAUGAAAGAAACAAAUGGAUGACAUUGACAUUGCAAUGAAUGGAUUGAUGAAGCUGCCGAGCAAAAUGAAAUGGAAGACUGGGAUGUAGUGGAAGAAGUUGUUGGUGUUAAUGAAGCAAAUCACAACACAAGAGCAACAACAUCAAGGGCAUCAACACUUCAGCUGCACGACGAAGAGGAGACUGAGGAGACAGAGGAGGCGGAGGAAAUGGAGAAAACGGAAGAGGUUGCAGAUCCCUCUGAUGAUGAAAUGAAUGAGGAUGGUGUGCCAUUGCUAUCAGAUUCAGACCAAGACGAUGAGUGUGAUGAUUGAUGAUGAUUAUGCCAUAAUCAUCAAACAAAAACAAGCUAACAAGCCUAAAUCCUCACAUAUUUUGCAAGACAUGAAACUUUUUUUUGAAUAAUAUGUUUUUUUUGGAAGUACUUUAAACUAUUUUAACUUCACAUGUUUUGGUUAGAAUGUUGUUAUUCAACUUUUUUAUAAUGUUUUGGUGGUUGGGUUGAUGAAUUAUAGUGUCUAUCAUUCGUUUUGAAGUUUUUUUUUGUCACGUGGCGACGCCAUAUUUGUGCCAUCGCCAUCGCCAUGUGAAAUGGCUUGUGCGCCAUGGAUUGCGCCAUGUGCCAUGACAACUAUGAAUCUAACUAAUAAUAUCAAACAUAAAGCACAAAGCAAACAUCUUAAUUUUUAUAAAUAAAAAAAUAUCCAAAUGUUCUGCACAAGGCAUCACAUCUCUCUGCCAUUCAAUUUUCCUUUUAAUCUUUGUGUCCCAUUCAGCUGAUAAAAAUGGUUGUGGUAUGUUUGUUACGAGCAUAUUUUAAACUUUCCUAAACACCUUUUGAAUUGAUCCUAUGUUAUUUUUGUUGUGUAUAAUUAGCUGUUUUCGGUUUUCCCAUUAUUGAAGCAAUUAUUUUUCAGUUAGUGUUAUAGCUUUGCCCCUUCAACCAAAUCACCAAACUUUGUAAGCACAAAGCCUUGGGUAUAUGAACAACAAGCCUACAUUUUUCUGAACAAUGAAAUUACAAAUUCUAACUAAUAGCAUCAAACAUUUACUUUAAAAAAUGCAUGUACAUGCUGAAAUCUAGCAUCAAACAUUCGCUUAAAAGAAUCAGUAGGAUUUGGUUAAUUUUUAAGACGGUUUUGGGCAUCUAUUUCAGUUAGUAUUAGAGUUUUGCUGGGUUGCUAUAAAUCAGUUUUUUUGAGCUGAAGUAAAAAAAAACAGUAAUAGACUAUAAAAGUAGGCAUAGAUCUUUAUUUGUGUUGCUUGGAGUAGUUUUAAGCAGUCAUUCUCAUACUUCAUUUGUUUCAUUUGCCCUCUUUUUCCCUGAUUUCUCGCUAGGUGUAGUUUAUAGCAAAAAUGGAAGAUACCCACUAAAGCAUAGAUCUUAAUUUGUGUUGCUUGGAGUAGUUUAUAGCAGCCAUUCUCAUACCUCUUUUUUGCCCUCUUUAUUCUCUUGAUUUGUCAUAUGAUAUAUGAGCCUUUUGAGUUGUGUUCACAAUGUUCACAUUCUUUGUUAUAAAUCAAGUUUUUGAGCUAAAGUACAACUGUACAACAACAAUAAUACACUACUCCCCCCCCGCCCCCCUUACUUUGUCCCGUUUUACCUUUUCCGUCCGUCCCAUUAAGUUUGUCCCAUACCAUAUUUGGUAAUAUUUGAGUGGUUAGAUAUCAUUCUUACUUUAUUCACACUUUAUAAAUUCAAUACCAAUCACACAAUUCCACUUUUUCUUAAAAAUCACACCACACCCCUUUGUCCCAAACUUAGGGGGACGGAGGUAGUAUUAAAGUAUGCAUACAUUGACCUUAAUUUGUGUUGCUUGGAGUAGUUUAUAGCAGUCAUUCUCUUUUUUUUUUUGUUUAGUUUGCCGUCUCCGUUCCCCUGGUUUUCUGGAUAGGAGUAGUUUAAACUUUAUAGCGAAAAAUGGAAAUACCCAUUAGAAUAUAUCAAUCUAUGCACUUUCGAGCAUUACACACCAAUGUUUUUUCUAAAACACUAUCGAAAUUGAUAUAGAACAAAACAACCCAACUUUGCAAGCACAAAGUCUUGGACAUAUGAACAGACUCACACUUUCAAAAAUAAAUAAAUAAACUCCUAAUCAUGCUCCAUCAACUCUCUAAGCUACCCAGAUGGUAAAAGUAGUAGCCAGUCUUAUUUUAAUAUGUUUAAUUUUUUUAUCAAGCUUAAUAUAUUAACAUCAAUGUGCUGAGUUAUGAAUCAUGUAGGUAGACUACAUUUUACAGAUGUAAGGUACUCGGGUUAGAUGUCACUUACUAUAUUAACAUUCUUUUAUUUUUCUCCGUAUCAUUCACAGGUAAAUGGCCUCUAACACAAUCUUGAAACAAACAUAUUCAAUUUUACCAACUUCUUUACUAAUUUUUUUAGUUUUUAAAUUUUAUAAGUUCAUAUGCAUGCACUCAAAAUAGAUACACAACUCUUUGGUUAGAUAUUAACAUUAUUUGUUUGCUUAAGAGCUGCCACAUGUAGCCUCCUCAGAAGAGACCAUUUUGUUUAGUCCUCCAUAAUGAAUACCGAGUAGGUUAAUAAUUUGCUGGUUUUAAGAUAUUAUCAUUUUAAAGAUUUUGUUAUUAUACACACACACACAUUCUGCCUCCUUUCUCUUUUUAUUUUGCCAAAAGGCGACAUGCUUUGCACACAGAAUUUCCUGGCGGCCAAUUUCAUCGUUAUUAGUACUCCCUCCGUCUCACUAGAAGGUUCCUGUCCACUAUUCACAUGGUCAACUUAAAUCAUUUUUAAUCUAUUACUUUAUAAAUCAAAUUUUUAUCAAAUCUACAUUUUUUUUAUCAGGCUUUGUAGCGGUUUUAAUUUAGUUUCUGAAUAUGUUGAUUUUAUUUACUAAAAAUAAUCAGAGUGUGAACAAGGAUUAAGUUGCUUUAUCGUCAGUCAAGCAUCGUAAACCGCCAACGGGAAUCUUCUAGCGGGACGGAGGGAGUACUAUUUAUUCUGAUAUAAUACCUUGCCACAAUGCGGUCUCUUCAAACGACCAAACUCCCAUAUUAACAUGCACUAAUCCUUUACUUUAUGUACGCAUAUACUAUCGUACAUAACUUUGGCCGGAAAUGUAUGUUCCCUCUUAUGAAGAUACCAUGUUACCUCAAAUGUAUGCAUAGGUAUUUUUGUCUUCUUUUCUUCCAGGUUAUAAUCAAAUAACACAAUCACAAAACAGUUCAAGCUUAUAUUACUCACUCCCUCCCAUAAAAUUCUUCUAAUUUUUCUUUUUGGGUCGUCCCCAAAAAUUCAUCCCACUUACCAUUUUUGGACAAUUUGUGUGACUCACAUUCAUUUUACCUUUUACUUACACAACUACAACCAUACAUUUCCACUUUAGUCUCACCUCCUUAAUAUGCAUGCCAAGUCAAUGUGGGAAGAAUUUUAUGGGACGGAGGGAGUAUUUAUUAUGGACUACAUUAACUUUGUGCAUAUAUCAUGUUUGAUGAAAUGAAAAAAGUUUUGCACUUUUAAGUUCUUAUUUUCUUAACUAUGAUUGCUAAUAGGAAAGAUUUUAAGGAAAGAUUGUUGAUGGAUGGCUCUAGGCACAGCGAGCAGGGGUCCUUUAGUGUGUCUUUCAGCCUGGCAGCAUCUGGCUGAGGGUAGAGUGAAGCUCAACGUUGAUGCAUCUGUUACCAGUUAGCUAGAGUGACCGGUUUUUUGUUGUUGAGUUAAUGAUUCAAAUAGGACUAAUAGAAAAGUUAAUUGCACAAUUAGGACCACAUACGAAACACAACUUUCAUAGGAGCAAUUUCAAUACAGUUGGACACAAAUACCCC
Molecule: messenger RNA, 9163 nt
Organism: Cuscuta europaea
Lineage: Eukaryota; Viridiplantae; Streptophyta; Magnoliopsida; Solanales; Convolvulaceae
Source: the annotation of a GenBank genome assembly